UAAAAUGAUAUAAAAAUGUUAGAUACUACAAUUUAUAUUUUACAUAAAAAAUGAUGAAGUUCUAAUAAAAUUUUAUUAACUAUAAGAUAUUUGCAUUUUAAAUUGUGAAUUAUGUUACCCAAGUUGUUUUAUCCUAUUUGUUAUACUUUUUGGAUUCUAACUACAACAUUCUUUGUAAGUUGUAGAAUAAGGUCAAAAACAUAUGAGAAAUAUUAUGCAGAAGUUAUGGAUCAUAUAAGUGAACAAGAUGGAUGGGAUUUUAUGCAGAAUUUGGUAUUUAAGUCUUCUACAGAAACAAGUUUUAAUAUUAAAGACAUUAUUUGCAAAGAGAGUCGCACAAUACUACCAAAAAAGUUCGAUGCCGUAAUUAAUUCAUUGAAUUACAUGUACGCAGAAGUCAUUAAAACAUUUAUUGAUCAUAUUAGAGCUAUAGCUAACCAAUGUCAAGAAUAUUACGACGUAAACCAGGGAGAUCAUUUAUUACGUUGUAUAUUUUUACUUCAGAGUGUUAUAGAAAAUUCGAAAACCAUGUUUGAACAGUUAUACAAUGUAAUGAACUAUCUUAGCAACAUAGAUUUUAAAUUAUUAGCGAAAUGGAAAAAAACAUACUCUAUACCUAUAGUAGAUGAAAUUUAUACUUUUGUAGAAUAUGCAACAUUAAAAAGUCAACAAAAUACACAGAUUUUUGUCAAUCCAAACGAUCCCAACACUAAAAAUGUUGCUUGUGAAGUCAUUUUAGACGUGAAAACUUUUAUCGAAGGAAAAGGUUUCAAGACCUAUCAAAAAAUUAAAAAGAAAAAUAGUUUAGUUUACAAUUAUAAUCCAAUAUGCUUAUUAGAAGAUAAUUUAAAAAACUAUAAAGCACUACAAAAUAAAAACAUUGAGUUAAGUCAAUAUUUAUGUGAAUGGCUUAAAAUUUAUUAUAAUGAAAUUUCUAAAUAUUUAUACAAAAAUCUUGGAUUUGAAGAAGUUUUAGAAUUAAAAGAGGAAAGUUAUUUCACACCUCCAGUUCAUAUGUAUAAAAAUAAUACUCAAAAACAGAGAAUCAGACUAAUAAACGAAAUCACUAAAGAAAGUGGAUGGAAAUCGUUGAAACCUAUUAAUAUUGUAUUUAAUGACCAAGUUAUAAGCGUAGAGCGUAUUCUUAGACACCCAACAGACAAACUUAAUUUUCAUUGUAAAAAACAACACAUAUUAAGAGUUAUCAAGUGCAUUUAUACAGAAAUACUGUUUAAAUAUUGCGAUUAUGUAAUUUUCCUAUUAGAUUUUUGUGAAACGGAAUUAUUAAAUCCAUAUGAUGCAUUAUAUAUAAAUUUUGUGCGGCAAGUUUUUGAUGCAGUUCAUAAGACAAUUAAUAUAUUUGAUAUAAUGUAUAAAACAUUGGUUUCUUUAAAUAUACUCUUAGGAGAAUAUUUGCAUGACAACUGCUAUUCGAAUAUAAAAUGUUUAUGUAAUUCAAUAACAAAAUUACUCGAGGAAAUAAAUUCUGGAAAUUAUUCACUGGAUGAUUUGGAUAGCAAAUGUGAUCAAACUAAACAGAAAAUACCAAAAUUAUACACAAGAACAUACGUUAAAAAUAUUUCAAAAUUUCUUAAAUAUAACAAAACGACAAACCGUUCUUUAUUUAAUACGCAUGAAAAACAGUUUCCAGUACAAAAUUUAGUGUUAAAUAUUGACAUUCCUGAGACAAUAAGUACCAACAAUUUUUCAUCUGCUUGUAACGAACUUAUUGUAUUUUCUAAAAAAUUUAUAAAUGUUUACUAUGAAGAGGUGGGUUUAAAUAAAUUAAACUAAUACAAUCAUCAAUUUUUUUACGUCUAUCUUAACCAUAUGCAAGGUGCUAUAAACCCAACCCUAGCUAGAUCUCUGAUUCAAACUUUUCGGUGUUAUUAUCUGGCUAUGUUUCGUACGAUUUGUAUUUUACGCUAAAAGUAUGGCUUUAGUAUCAUUAUAAUUAUUAAAUUGUGUAUAAUUCAAAAUGGGUCAAUUGUAAAAUGUCAUAGGUAUAAGGUUG
Daktulosphaira vitifoliae (grape phylloxera) is the source of this 2014-nucleotide messenger RNA. RefSeq lists its product as uncharacterized. Lineage: Eukaryota; Metazoa; Arthropoda; Insecta; Hemiptera; Phylloxeridae. The record is from RefSeq and is a predicted model, not a curated record. The transcript has 3 exons. Bases 112 to 1794 code for a protein of 560 amino acids.